Molecule: messenger RNA, 3918 nt
Organism: Macrosiphum euphorbiae (potato aphid)
Lineage: Eukaryota; Metazoa; Arthropoda; Insecta; Hemiptera; Aphididae
Source: the annotation of a GenBank genome assembly
AUGGAUAAGACCAACAUUAAACAACAGUUGAAACUUGCAAAAGAAGAAUUUAUGAGAAAAAACUUUUCUGAUGCAGCAAAAAUGUGCAAAACAAUCUUAAAGAACGAUCCGAAGAAUAUUUCUGGUUUGAUUCUUUAUGGCGCCAGUCUUCUAGAAAUGCCAUCGAAAAAAGAUGAAUCCAUUGAACAGUUCCAAAAAGUCAUUGACUUUUCUCCUAAUAAUUUAUUUGCUUGGCAAGGCAUUGAGCAGUACUACGAGAAAUGUGAUAAGCUUACAGUUUCUCAACAGUUAUUCUACACAUAUGCAAAUUUAUUGAGUUUAGAAACCGAUGGGACCAAGUGUAAAACACGUGCUAAAAAAUGUAUUGAACUUUGGAAAAAUUAUAAAACAAAGCUGGAUUUAGGAAUUUUUGUCACAACUGUCUUACCAACAGUUGAAAAGGAAGAAAUAACACCACAGUUCUUGGCUAUAUGUAGAGUCUUAGCAGAGUUUCCAUUCACAGAAGACACUUCUCCCUUAGAUGAACAUUUAGAAAAAAUUUAUCUAGCAUUGUGUGAAGAUGAUAGUUUUGAUCAAAGAUUUGAAAUUUAUUGCAAACUAAUUCCUGUACUAAAAUCCAAAGGAAAAAGGCAACAACUUGUAGCCAUAUGUGAAAAAAUGUUAUCCUUAUAUAAUAACAAUGCUAUUGCAAUAAAUUAUUUCUGUGAAUCAUUCAUCAGCAAUUAUAUUAAGACAAUAACUGAACCUGAAGAUGACAUACUGAAAUUAAUUGACAAAAUGAGUUCAUCAAUUAUGGAAAGAUGUGAAGUAUUACUACUGGCACAACCAACAAAUCCAAAUUCAAUAAUAGCCAAAAGCAUUGCUUUGAGAAGAUUAAACGAAUUUGAAGAAAGUCGUAAAUUGUUACGUAAAGUUCUUCAAGUUACCAGUCGUUCAUGGCAAUCGUGGUUUUUACUAACAGAAAUUCAAAUCAAUAUUCAUUGUUAUGAUGAUGUAAUACGAUGUGUUCAACAAGCGAAAAAAAUUUUGAAACCAACAUUUUCCUGUUAUCAGACUAUGCUUAUGUGGGAAAUUGAAGCUUAUUGUUGUUCUCGGCUAUGCUGUACUGUAGAAGGACGUCAGUUGGCUAUUGAUAUGUUUAAUGAGAAUUCAAAUAAUAAACUAAUUGAGUAUAUUAUCGUAGCUAGUUGUAAUUUAAACGAUCAAAAAACGGCAAAAAACUAUUUAAAUACAUUACAAAAUAAAUGUGAUAGAGAUGAUAGAUUUAUCUUUUUAGAAGCAUUAUAUUUUAGUGAAUUUGGGCAACUUGAUGAAGCUUUACAUUCUUUAAAAAGCAUUAAUAACUUAUCAGCUGAUGCAGAUGCAUUGCUACUAUUCGGUAAUGUAUUGUGGAAACAACGAAAAUUUUCUGAGGCUGGAAAGUUAUACUUGGAAGCUUCUCGGAUUUCUCCUUAUAGAUGUGACUUAAUUACAAAAUUAGGACAUUAUUACAGAGAAAUAAAACAUUUACCUGUUGCCAUGAAUUGCUAUGAAAAAUCUGUUGUCCUCAAUCCUGAUGAUGAAGAAAAUGGUCUCGCCUUAUCAGAUAUAUACCAUACUUUAUCAAAGUCAAAAGAACAAGAAGCGUUGUUAAAUUAUCUGAAAACAUCAAAAAAUAUCAAGUGGGCUUCUUUAAGAUUAGGUGUUCACUAUUUGAAAAUAAAAAAAUAUGAAGAUGCUGUUGACAACUUUCAAAUUGCUACUAAACAUGAUCCAAAUAAUGCAAGCUAUUAUGAAUGUCUAGGCGAUGCUCUUUUAGGACGAGAAUCACUGAUUGGUGCAAAACUUACAUACUCUAAAUGUAUAGAAAUUGAUCCAUCUCUGUUAUAUCCAAAACUACAAAUAGCUAAAAUUGAAUAUCGUAUUGGUCAAGUGGAUUCUAGUAUUCAAUUAUUUUACAAAAUUGUAAACUCUUAUUCGAAUGAUUUUAUUGCAUUAUUUGAUACUGCAAAAAUGUUUAUAGAACAUGCCAAGUCAAUUUUUGUUUGUCAGGUACAAACAAGCUAUGAUUUAUGUAAAAAUGCUUGUGAAUACUUGUACAAGGCAUUGUUGAUAGAUAAUCGAUAUGCACUGCUUUGGAAAUUGUUUGGAGAUUUAUGUCUAUUCAUGGCGGCAAUGCCCAAAGAACUAUCUUUUAUAUAUUUACCAUCUAAUAUAUUUAACAAAAGCCAAGAAAAUUAUGAGGUGAGAGGUUUACAACUCUAUACUUUUUCUAGGAGAUGUUAUUCACAAGCAUUAAAUAUAACAUCUAAAAAAAUGUCGUUAAAUCCUGCACAAAAAUAUAUUUGGUACGAUUUAGCCAAAUGUUAUUUGGCAAAUGCAUUAAACACAGAUAUUGAUAAAAAUGAACGAAUAGAAUUUAAAUCCAAAGCAGAAUUGGCUAUUAAAAAAUGCUUAUCAUUAGAUCCAAAAAACAAAGAUUUUUGGAACACUAUGGGAAUCAUUGAGGCUAUUGAAGAGAUCAAAAACGAACAUCUGAGUUAUAACUGUUUUGUUAAAUCUUUGGAAAUUGAAAUAAAUGCUAUUGCUUAUAAUAAUUUGGCCAUCAAAUGUUUGAUUCACAAUGAUGUAAAUCUUGCCCAGGAAGCUUUUACUUUGAGUCAACAUAUUGAACCAACUCUUAUAAAUAGUUGGGUUGGGCAAGGUUUACUGACUAGAUUUGAAAAUCCUGUAAUGUCCUCUGACUUGUUUUAUCAUUCAACCACAUUAGGAUUUCACGAAGAGAGCAUUUGUAAUUAUACUGAAGCAAAUAUACAACAUAAUAUUAAAGCUGAUACAGAAGUAUUAACACCAAGUCAUCAAAUUCAUCAUAAUAUUGAUUUACUUAUUUGGCUUACAUCUAAAAAUCCCACAAAUAGUUGGGCACAGAAUGCACUGUCAAUAUUGUACAGAUACUCUGGUUUGUAUAAAAAUGCUAUUAAAGCUGCCGAAAAGGCUGAACAAUAUUGUACGCCUGAAACACAAAUAGGCAUGCAAAGGAACAUGGCUAUUAGUCUUCUUAAAGGAAAAUGUUAUCAAGAAGCCAUAGUCAAAUACCAACAAAUUAAAUCAAUGAAUUUAUAUGAUAAGUUUGGAAUUGCAUUAGCAUUUUAUAAGACUGGUCAGUACCAAGAAGCAUAUGCUACUUAUGAAUCGUUGACUGAAAAUAAAUCUGAUAUGAAUAUUGUGUCAAUGGCUUUCCUUGCUAUGGCUGCAAUAGCUUUUAGUAACCACGAAGACUACGAUAAAGCCACAACAUUGUUCUUGAAAAGUAUACAAAGUAACACAGCUAACAUACAGGCACUAUUGGCAACAUUUGCACUGGGAAUCGUAACUCGUAAAAGUAGUCUGUCUAGAACUAUCUUGCAAGAAUUGAUAUCGCAUAAGAAUGAUCCUUUAUUCUUCAAAGAUAUUAUUCGAUUCGAAACAUAUUUCUACUACUUGAACCGUCAACCAAAUAUAUCGUUGAAAUUAAUCAGCCGUUGUGUUCACAUUCACCCUGAUAACGCUCAUUUAUGGGUAAACUUGGGUUUCAUAUUAUUGAAUUACUAUAUGGCCAAUGAGUCCCAACGCAAAAGAGGACUAGGUUCUCAUAUUUUUACAUGUGCUACAGUUAUCAGCAAUAAAACGUGGGAACUCAAAAAUGCAUUAGUUCUGACUACCAUUUGCAACCUGUUUGAAGGAGAAUUGAAAACGUGCCUGCGAAACGUUUUGAAGGCAAUUCAUUUGUACCCUACGUCAUCUGAACUUUGGACAGUUUUGUUGAAUACCAUAUACUGCCGGGGUGACAUUGAAGAUGCAGAGUUAAUGAAAAGUCAUAUAAAAUUUGUUGUAAACAAUUUAAAUCCUAAUGAAAUUUUAAAAUGUAAUCUUUUAAAACUAGAAACUCAUAUUCCAUAA